Molecule: messenger RNA, 8362 nt
Organism: Sceloporus undulatus (fence lizard)
Lineage: Eukaryota; Metazoa; Chordata; Lepidosauria; Squamata; Phrynosomatidae
Gene: UBR1
Product: ubiquitin protein ligase E3 component n-recognin 1
Exons: 47
Coding region: 35-5284 (1749 amino acids)
Biological process (GO): ubiquitin-dependent protein catabolic process via the N-end rule pathway; protein ubiquitination
Cellular component (GO): ubiquitin ligase complex; cytoplasm
Molecular function (GO): ubiquitin protein ligase activity; zinc ion binding
Source: RefSeq, a predicted model, not a curated record
UGACUUCCGGUCGGAGAGUGUCAGCCUCGCUAAGAUGGCGGACGGAGGCGACGGCGCCGGGGCGGCCCCCGCGAAGCCCUCAGAAGUGGCCCGGUGGUGGGAUGAGAAGUUGGAUUUUCACACUGCCUUUCUUCAACUUUUGGCAAAACGUGUUCCAGAUAUAUAUUCUGAUGAAAUGAAUUCUUUGCCAGAGAAAGAGGAGGAAAUAACUCAGAUGACUAUAUUUUGCCCACUGGAAUGGUAUCUGUUUGGAGAAGAUCCGGAUGUCUGUUUGGAAAAGCUAAGACAGAGUAGCAUCCCUCAACUCUGUGGGAAGGUGUUUAAAGGUGGGGAGACAACAUAUUCCUGCAGAGAAUGUGCAAUUGAUCCAACUUGUGUCCUUUGCAUGGAUUGUUUCCAGAACAGCAUUCACAAAAAUCAUCGUUACAAAAUGCACACUUCAACUGGAGGAGGAUUUUGUGACUGUGGGGAUACAGAAGCAUGGAAGACUGGCCCAUUUUGUACAAAUCAUGAACCUGGAGCAUCAGGCAGUGAAGAAAAGAACUUGGAAUGCCAGUUAAAUGAGGAGCUAAUAGCACAAGCAAAAAAAAUCUUCCCUUCAGUGAUAAAAUAUAUUGUGGAUAUGACUGUUUGGGAAGAAGAGAAGGAGCUGCCUCCAGAGCUUAUGACAAGGGAGAAGACGGACAAAUACUAUUGUGUCCUUUUCAAUGAUGAGCAUCAUUCUUACGACCAUGUUAUUUAUAGUCUACAAAGAACUCUUGGCUGUGAGCUUGGAGAGGCUCAUUUAUAUACUACUGCUAUAGAUAAAGAGGGUCGAAAGGCAGUUAAGAAAGGGCCAUACGUUGUUUGCCAAGAAGCAAAAGAAGAUAUUAAGAAACAUUCAAACAAUGUUUCCCAAGGUCCUCUCAACGUGAAAGUUCUUCAUGCUGAUAUUAUGGCUCAUCAGAAAUUUGCUUUACGUCUUGGUUCCUGGUUAAACAAACUUAUGAGUUAUUCAAGUGACUUUCGUCAGAUAUUUUGUCAAAUAUGUCUAAAACAGGAAACUGAUUCAGAGAAACCUUGUCUUAUAAGUAGAUUGAUGCUUUGGGAUGCAAAACUUUAUAAAGGAGCAAGGAAGAUAUUACAUGAAUUGAUCUUCAGCAGUUUUUUCAUGGAAAUGGAGUACAAAAAACUUUUUGCCAUGGAAUUUGUUAAGCAUUACAAAGCACUACAGAGGGAAUAUAUCAAUGAUGAUCAUGAAAAGCAGAUUUCUGUGACAGCACUUUCAGUUCAGAUGUUCACUGUUCCUACACUGGCCCGCCAUCUUAUAGAAGAACAAAAUGUAAUCAAGGUCAUAAUAGAGACACUACUUGAAGAGUUACCAAAAUGUCUGGAUAGAAAUGGAAAAUUGAAUUUUCAGGGCUACAGCCAAGAGUUAUUGGGUCGAGUGUCUGCAAUUAUAUAUGAUCUCAGAUACAUUUUAAUCAGUAAGCCUGUUGUGUGGACAGACAAACUGAGAGAACAAUUUUUGGAAGGGUUCCGAUCUUUUCUGAAGAUACUUACUUGCAUGCAGGGAAUGGAGGAAAUAAAGAGACAAAUUGGUCAGCACAUUGAGGUGGAUCCUGACUGGGAAGCAGCCAUUGCCAUCCAAAUGCAGCUCAAGAAUAUUCUUUUCAUGUUUCAGGAGUGGUGUGCCUGUGAUGAAGAGCUAUUGGUGACAGCUUAUAAGGAAUGCUACGCAGCAGUAAUGAGGUGCAGUUCAAGUAACUAUUCAUGGGACAAAACAGUGAUUCAUUUAUGUGGCCAUACUCUGGAAAGCAAGCGCUUCAAGGUGUCCACAGAUCCUGUUAGUAUACAUCUACCAUUGUCCAGAAUGCUUGCUGGUCUGCACAUACAAUUGAGCAAAACUGGAGUAAUUUCCAGACUCCAAGAAUUUUUUAUAUCUGAAGCAUUCCAAGUGCAGAUGUUGAUAGAAUAUCCUUUGCGUUGUCUAGCACUGGUUGCUCAGGUUGCUGCAGAAAUGUGGCGAAGGAAUGGAUUGUCUCUUAUCAGCCAGAUGUUUUAUUACCAGGAUGUAAAAUGUAGAGAAGAAAUGUAUGAUAAAGACAUAAUCCUUCUUCAGAUUGGAGCAGCAUAUAUGGAUUCAAACAGUUUCCUCUUGCUGGUACUGCAAAGAUAUGAACUGCUUGAUUCCUUCAAGAAGAUUGUACCAACCAAAGACCAGGAUUUGAAUAAACAAUGCAACACAUUAAUAGAAGAGAUGCUUCAAGUACUUAUCUACAUUGUGGGAGAAAGAUAUGUACCAGGCCUCAGUCAUGUGACAAAAGAUGAUGUUACUAUGCGAGAAAUUGUCCACCUGCUCUGCAUUGAGCCAAUGGCACACAGUGCUAUUGCAAAAUCUUUGCCCAAGGAUGAAAAUAAUGAGACUGGCAUGGAGAAGGUCAUCAACAAGGUAGCCACAUUCAAAAAACCAGGUGUAUCAGGCCAUGGAGUUUAUGAACUGAAAGAAGAGUGCCUGAAGGAGUACAAUUUAUUCUUUUACCAUUAUACCAAGACUCAGCACAGCAAGGCUGAACACAUGGAAAAGAAAAGAAGAGCACAAGAAAACAAAGAUGAAGCGCUGCCACCGCCUCCACCUCCUGAGUUCAGUGCUGCUUUCAGAAAUGUGGUGAAAGUUCUGAACUGUGAUAUCAUGAUGCACAUUCUUAGGACUGUUUUGCAAAGAGCCCUGGAGUUGGAAAGCCACUUGUGGACAGAAGCUAUGAUCCAAAUGGUUCUUCAUCUCCUUGCUUUGGGUUUAUUGGAAGAGAAACAGCAGUUAGAGAAGGUUCCAGAGGAAGAAGUGACAUUUGACUUCUAUCACAAAGCAUCAAGAAUAGGAAGCUCUGCUUUGAAUGCAAUGAACAUACUAAUGAUUUUGGAAAAACUGAAAGGAAUUCAACAGUUGGAAUCACAAAAAGACAUGAUAAACUGGGUCCUACAGAUGUUUGAAACAGUAAAAUGUCUAAGAGAGAAGUCUUGCCUUCCCACAGUAGCUGCUGCAGCAUCUGGAUUGGAGUCUACAAAAAGCAACGAGAUGCAAAGAAUUCAGGACAAAGAGAAAGCUGAGAGGAAAAGAAAAGCAGAAGCAGCCAGACUUCAUCGCCAGAAAAUCAUGGCCCAGAUGUCUGCUUUACAGAAGAAUUUCAUUGAAACACAUAAGCUGUUAUAUGAAAAUACACAAGAAGUACAGGGAAGAGAUCCUAUGGAAGAGGAAAGCAGUCCACCAGUUAUCGAUUAUACCAGAAUUGCCUUGGGGCCUAAGAGAGGACCAGCUAUAACAGAAAAAGAAAUCUUGACAUGCAUCUUAUGCCAGGAAGAACAGGAAGUGAGGCUAGAGUGUGCUGCCAUGGUUUUAUCUGCCUGUGUCCAGAAAUCCACUGUCUUAACCCAGUAUAGGGGGAAGAUGCUAGAACUUUCAGGAGAUAAAAUAGAUCCUCUCUUCAUGAAUCCUGAUUUGUCAUGUGGAACUCAUACAGGCAGUUGUGGACAUGUGAUGCAUGCUUCCUGCUGGCAGAAAUACUUUGAAGCCAUUCAGCUAAAUUCUCGGCAACGUCAUCAUGUUGAACAGGUUUUUGACUUGGAGAAUGGAGAGUAUCUCUGCCCACUUUGCAAAUCCCUGUGCAACACUGUGAUACCUAUCAUCCCUUUGGAAACACAGAAAAUAAAUAGUGAGGAUGCAUUGGUAGUGGCGCAGCUUCUGUCCCUCUCAAAGUGGAUGGAGAUUGUUAUGGCCCGGAUAUCUGGUUACAACAAGAAAAACGCUGAAGAAACACAACCAAUUGCUCCAUCUUUACUUGAUAAAGAAAUGGAAGAUUCCUCAUCUGAUUUCCAUUCUAUUCUUAGCUUUGGAGUUCAGCCUUUAGUCAAGUAUUCUAAUAGUAUCAAGGAGAUGGUGGUUCUCUUUGCCAGUGCAAUUUAUAGGAUUGGAUUAAAGGUUGCUCCCAAUGAAACUGAUCCACGCAUUCCUGUGAUGACUUGGAGCACAUGUGCUUUUACUAUUCAGUGUUUAGAAAAUCUUCUAGAAGAUGAGGACAAGCCUUUAUUUGGUUCUCUACAAAAUAGACAGCACAGUGGUCUUAAAGCACUAGUGCAGUUUGCAGCUGCUCAAAGGAUCACUUCACCACAAAACCUAAUUCAGCGACAUCUUGUACGACUCCUUGGAGUUCUUCUGCCCAGUUUAAAAGUGGAAAACACACCAUCCCUUCUAGAUGUAGAUCUGUUCCAUGUUUUGGUUGAAGCUGUGUUAUCAUUUCCAUCUUUGUAUUGGGAGGAGACUGUUGAUUUACAGCCUUCAUGUAUUAGUUCUGCCUGUAAUCACCUCUACCUGUUCCAUUUGAUCACUAUGGCACAUAUAACACAGAUUAUUCUUACGACAACAACAGAACAUCUCUCUGUUUGGAUACAGAACGAUAGUGAAGAAGCACAAGCUGCUGAGUCUUUUUGUAAAGAAGUAUGUAGGAUCACAAGUGGUUGCUAUAGUCAAACAGUUCCAGGCUGGUAUUUGUGGGAUUGUAUUAAGAAGGGCAUUACAUCCUAUCUCCGUUGUGCUGCUCUCUUUUUCCAUUAUUUGCUGGGAGUGCCUCCACCUGAGGAACUUUCGAUAGUUUCAGAGGAGAGUCAGUUCAAGGCACUUUGUAGCUAUUUGUCGCUACCCACCAAUCUGUUCCUGCUUUUCCAAGACUACUGGGAUACUGUAGAACCUUUGCUCCAGAGAUGGUGUGCAGAUCCUUCCAUAUUCAGCUUUUUGAAGGAAAAAAGUACUGCAGUAAGCUACCCAAGGAAAAGAAAUAAAUUGAUAGAGCUUCCAGAUGACUACAGUUGCCUUCUGAAUCAGUGCUCUCAGUUUAGAUGCCCUCGAUCCUCUGAUGAUGAAACCAAGCACCCUGCCUUGUGUUUGUUCUGUGGGGCUCUGCUUUGCUCACAAAACACGUGCUGUCAGGAAGUAGUGAAUGGGGAAGAGCUGGGAGCCUGCACGUCACAUGCCAUCCACUGUGGUGCUGGAGUGUGUAUUUUUCUCAAAAUCAGAGACUGCAAAGUUGUCCUCAUAGGGGGCAAAACCAGAGGUUCUUUCUAUCCUGCACCAUAUCUAGAUGAAUAUGGAGAAACAGAUCCAAAUCUGGUGCGAGGCAAUCCUCUGCAUUUAUGUCAUGAAAGGUACCGGAAACUCCACUUGUUAUGGCAGCAACACUGCAUCAUAGAAGAGAUUGCUCGAAGCCAGGAAACAAAUCAGAUCUUCUUUGGAUUCAAUUGGCAUCUGCUCUGAGUAUCAAACUACUAUCAUCAAGUCUCCCAAUAAGCCCAGACAAAGAUUAAUAAUAAUCCUUCCUUUACAAUGAACAGCCCAUAUCCAUGUAUUAUAACUUAGCAGUUUUGUUGGCUUAAACAUGUCUAGAGAAACACACUUAUACACAACCUCCCAAAUAUGAUUACUGAGCAAUUAAAACCAUAAAUGGCUGGAUUGGACACAAGUAGGAUUGUUGGUGAACUUCUUGGUGACUUUGCUUUUUCUACCUGAAUCUGCUGUUUGUAUAACAUAUACAGAUGUUCCAAACUGCCUUCUAUCAUAUAUAGAUUCAGUCAUAAUCAAAAUAAAAUAAUAGGUAAUAUUACCCUCCAUGUAUGUCAACAAUAAUUCAGAAUGGAUAUGUGGCCCUUUAAAUGUUUUCUGUGCAUCUGGAAAUAACAGCAAUAUUUAAAUAGGCUUAUUUAAUCCCUCCAUAUUGUACUCUAUCUCUGUUUCUUCCUCUAGUGAAGCAGCCACAGUCUGUGACUUCAGGACAGCAUUAUUGCCAGGCAUCCAUACUAACCGUCUGAGAACAAAGCAGGGGCACGUAAGGAGUGCUCUGCAGAGUCUUUUGGAAUUUACUAAGAAUACUUUGAGAAGGAAAGAGUGAGUGCCAGAUCACUACUUAAAUCAGCAUGUAACCCUACACUUGGCUUUGAUACAUCAAAAAUUAAAUGCUCUGCUUUUGGCAUAGUCAGAUGAUCACCAUGUUCCUCACUAUCUCAAUUCAUACUUUUUAAAUCCCAAUAAGCAAAACCCAGGAAUUUGUCUAUGCACUGCCAUGGGAGGCUGGUAUUAUCUUCAGCAGCUCAUACCUUUCUUUCCAUGGGUCAGCAUAGGCCGCAGUCUAUAAUAAAGCCAUUUAAAUGUGCAUUCACUUUCCAGCAUCCAAUAUCAGCCUUUGGGCCUGUUUUGUUCUUCAGUUCCCAGAAGUCCCAGUCAGUAUGCUCAUUGUUCAGGAAUUCUGGGAUUUGAAGUUUCAAAAAUCUAGAGGACCAAAGGUUGAGAAUCACUGAUGAGAGGCUAGCAGACAUUAACAGCUAAAUAAAAGUGGGAGUUAAAUUUAUGUGUGAAGGGCUUUUUGUUAAAUCUUAUGCUUUGCUUCUGUGGAAAUGUCAGUGAGUGCAUGUUGUCGUCUGGUGUUCAUGCUGACUACACAAACAUGUUGUUUUCAAUAUGUUGCGGCAGUUUGUAGGCUGCCCCCAUUUAUAAAAGGUAGCACUGCAGUAUUUUUGUCAUUUUUCCCUUUGUAAUGAUUGUAACCAUAAUUUUGUCAGAAGGAGCUUGUGAACAAGAGGAGGGGGGGGGAGUCCUAGGAGGAAUCACCCCUUUUUUUGUCUUAAAUGUUAAGCCAUCUUGACAUUGCAUUUCUUAUUUGUGUUUUAGCCUUCCUCUUUUCUUUUUGGAAUCACUUACAGAUGUUUCAGAUUGUAAAACAGAAGAUAAGGUUUUGUGUAAGAGAAAAUAAAUGUUUGUUUUUAAAUUUUUAAACCAAUUGGUAAAGGAAAAACAUGAUUUCACAUUUACUAUAAUCGUCUACAUCAGUGUACUGAGCAGGUAUUUUCACUGUGUAUAGGGAUAGAAUGCAAUAGAAUGUUACUUCUGUUUUGAUAUUUAGAUAAUUCCAUUUAAAACCUUUGCUUAUUUAUCCACUUUCUUCUCCCUGUGCAAUAUAAAUGGUCUUCUGUGCCUGUCUGUCUUCAAAACAUUGCUAUGAAUGCUUCCCCCCCUCCCAAUGGUAACUCCCCAAAAACCAUGAUUCCAGCUACUUCCAAAAAGAAAUUUAAACGAGAUACAAAAUCCAGUUGUUUUGGAAACACGUGCACAAAGUGAUCCAGAAAUACUGCAUGUUAAGCAAAGAUUAGCCAAUGCUCAUGUUUCAGUUUGCUUGUCUUAGCCAAAUUCAUAUACUUGUGACACCUUUGGAUUAGACAUCAAUUUCUUCAUGCUACCUUACAUUGGGUUUACAGCGGUCCUGUACUUAUACAUAUCUUGCCCCAGUGGUAAUUCUGUUUUAAUGCAGGUUGUUGCUACACAGCUUUGGACAUCCUGCCCUUUUUGAUCUUUGUGGUUCCCCUUGCCUGAAAAUGAAACAAUUACUUAUAUUCUCCCAGACCAAUAAAUAAAUAAAUAGUGAGCUUUUUAAUAUAUCAUCUUGCUAUGGUACUGGAGAGUGAAAAAACAGGAAACAAGGUGUCUGUUGAAGUAAAAGACGAGGACAGCUUUCACUAUGGAGUCCUCAAACAAUCAUAUAAUGCAGUAGACCUCAAGAACACGAUUUGGCUAGCACUUUAGAAUCCCACUGGUUUCAGUUAGAGUUAAGCACAUUGUUAGUUCUCUUACACUGAAAUCACUUGGACUUUUAAAAUGUCGGCUGGGUUGUACUCAGUAUAAUUACUCUGAAAUACUGUUUUAUAUGCUAUUUACUGUCUUUAUACUGUGUACAAACACAGCAGUGUGAGCUGAUCCAAUGGGGGGGGGUAGAUUAGGGGAGUGGAGGUGAAUCUAGCCCCCUUGCUGAACAGCCAGGGAACAUGAUUCCAGUUUCUGGUUAUGAGCAUCAAGGCCCAGCUGUGUCAUCAGGCCAGGGAAUUAUGCACAAUAUUUGUGUCCAGUUCCCUACCAGCUCAGGGUCUACAUAAGGAAGCCUAUGAGGAUUGGGUGCUUGUACCCAACAUUCAGUUUCCUGCUCGGACUAUGUUCAUUGUAGGACAAAGGGGAAUCUGUUCAAGACUGUAGUACAAACAGCUUCUGUGCUUCUGUGUUUGGACUUUUAUGGCAAAUAAGCUCAAUGUUCAAGCACAAGAUAAGGGUUAAUUAUAAUGUUUCAUUUCUGUGCCGUUUGGUUCACUGCGAGUAUAAUCUGCAUUUAGUGAACACACAGUGCUAAUGCCACUGAUUAGCAUUGUCAGGAAGAUUAAUGGAAUUUUAUUUACAUACAUGCAUAUAUUGUUAUCCUUUAAUUGCAAAAAUGUAAAUUUGAGCCUUGUAUAAUGUUCUUGUCCUUUUAAAAUACCUUUAUGUAUAUUUAAAAAGGAAAUAAAGUACCUUCUCAUA